CUGCACAUGUUUGACAUUGUAUGGUGGGCAGAAAUUAAACAUUCUGUUGUUUUAAUUUUGUGCGUAAAAGUGCAGACAUGGUGACUUCUAUCAGAUAAACGCACAAAACCGCGCGUUGGAGGAGACGAACCAUUAGCUAUAUAACGGGAGCAGGGUCUGUGUGCUCAGGUCCUCUGCUAUAAUUCUGGGCUUAAAGUAAGACAGGUAAACCGAAAGUGAAAAGACGGGAUAAAUAUAGCGGCAAUCAUGGUAAAUACACCCCUGUUUCUGAACAAUUAUUAUUAGAUUUUCAAAAAUAGAUGCAAUUUAACAUUCGAUUGGAAACAUUUAACUACUGUAAGUAAACACAAUCUGCUUCUAAUCGGCGAGGAUGAAGAUCGGGAGUCACGCCGUUAUUUUGUUCUGGCUGAAAUUCGUCAUCAGAGCUGACGGUUUCCUGCUACACGGCUCUGCUGGUCCUCUAACAGCCCGGCUGGGAGGAGCUGUACUGCUGCCCUGCUUUGUGGACAGACCCCUGCCUUUGGAGGAUCUGGAGGUGGACUGGAGAAGGACUGAUUCAGACACCAUCGUGUACCUAUUCCAGGAGGGUCAGAGCAGCCCUGAAUCACAGGGGGAUGCCUACAGGGGCAGAGCCCACUUCUUCUCUCAGGAAAUCCCCAAAGGCAACUUCUCUCUGCUGCUUGACAGUGUGAGGACUGCAGAUGCAGGAGUGUACAAGUGUGUGGUUUACAGAGAGCAGGAGCAACGUGAAACACGGGUGGAAAUACAGGAAGCAGAGCGGCUGGUGGUGACAGGUGCAGAUGAGCCUGUCUAUGCACAUGCUGGAGAGGAUGUGACUCUCAGCUGCUCUGUGGACACCCAUGUUAAUGUGGCAGAGCUUCAUGUGGAAUGGAGAAAGACAGACGAUGACAGUGACAUCUUGGUGCUUCUGUUCACUGAUGGAGAGAACAGACCAGAGUCUCAGGAUGGGAGAUACUCUGCAAGAGCUGAAUUCUUCACUGAGGAAAUUCCCAAAGGAAACUUCUCAAUGAAACUGAGGAAAGUCAGGAUGGAAGACAAAGGAGAGUUCAGGUGUGAAGUCCACUCAGAUACUGAUUCUGCCAGUACAACUGCCAGGAUAGCAGCACUGGGUUAUUCAUCCCUGCAUUGGCUGAUUCUGUGGCUGUGCAUCGCUGUCACACCUGUAGUCCUACUUACUGGUGCUUUAUCUGUCAGGCAUUUAAGAAGGGAAGAUAAAAGCAAACAGGCUCUGCUGAGUCACUGUUCACAUAUCACAGUCCCACAAAUCAUGGUUUCUGCAGCCUUCAUCCUGUGGGGUGUAACUGAAGGAACCACAGGAGAGGCUGUUACUUGUCCUGCCAUCAGUCUGAUGUAUAUCCUGCUGUUGAUAAAUAUGGCUCCAUAUCAGGAAUUAAUUGCAGUUUCAUGGCAGAAUAUUAUACUCAACACUCUGACAGCUGCAUUUCCCAUCAUUAUGGUCGGUGUCCUAACAGGUUCUUUCAUUGAGUUGUCAGUGAAAUAUUCCACAUCUCCAGCUGAGAAAGCGAUGUUUGGAGGAAUGUUUGGUGGAAUCAUAUUUAUAUUCAUCUUUUUUGUUUUAUUCCGAAUUGUUGACUUUGUGGUUUUCACAAAGUAUUCAGAAGACAGAGAAAAAAGAGAUAAAAUACUUAACUACAUAGCAGGAAUAACUGGAGUUACAUUCCUGGUCAUCUUGGCUUCAUCCAUCAUUGCUGUCAGUGUUUAUCUGGCGAAAUACUCAGCUCUACCUUGGGAAGGACAACUUGCAACAUUUUCCACUUUAUUAAUGUUUCCUGUCAUGAUGGUUUUAUUCCCAGUUGGUCUUGGUGUGUUUCGGAUAAUACGCUUACGAAGGAUGGGAGAAACAGUACGACUUAGGGACAUUUUUGUAAUCUUGGCUUCUUUCCUGUAUAACCCCAGUCUGUUUAACAUGCUGUUCCUUGCUAUUUAUUCCCAACUCUUUGCCUGGAAUAGCAAGACAUUUAAAUUAGAAUAUUCAAUUCCGAUUGCAGUAGCUGCUUUGGGAAUCUGUGCCUGCAUAAUUAUCAAGAGUUAUCUAUUGUAUUAUGAAAAAAAGCGCUUGGAGGGAUUUUACUAUUUUGCUCAGAAAAUCCUUCUGGGGAUUUUCUUCAUGCUUCAUCUAAUAUUAAGUUGCCUGUAUCUAAGUGUGAUUCUAGAAAAUGACAAAGGACGACCUGUAAAGAUCUGCGAGUUUGUGUUUAUCUACAUUGUGACUGUAACAUUGCUCUUUCAAUUCUGGAAACGGGAAUAUUUCCUUGCCGAACCCCAUAAAUAUGUAUAUUUCUCAGGGGCUUUUGGUCUCCCUCUCCUGAAUUCUGUUGCCCUGGCUGUAAUAUUAAUACUCAAAGCAGACACAGGAAAACAGCCACUUGAUCUACGGCUGAUUGUCCUGAUUUCUGGGUCUGUCUUCCUCUUUGGCUGGUUUGUUAUACAGAUGUCUGCUUACUGGUUCACCAAAAAAGAAAAAAUAAGAAAAGAAUUGGGUUUGGUUGAGAGAAAGCAAGAUCCUGAGCCAGACCAGGGAUCACAUAACAAUGAGGAGACUGUUGCAUUGUCCCACACUGAUCCCAAUGGACCAAACACAGAGGAGGGAUCACAUGAGAAUCAGGAGAUGGAGGCGUCAUCACCUGCUGAUCACAAUGAACCAAACCCAGAGGAGGUCUUCACUCAGAAAGUGGAGCAAACAAUCAAGGAGGAGGCAUGACUUCUUGGGUCCUGCAUCAUGUUUUUGGGUCUUAUGAACUUCAUAUGGUUUCAUGUAAGGUUUUCAUUGAGAUAUACUGUAUCUAUGGAGAUUCAGGGUGUUCGUUAUUAGAUUAAGUUUAAAAGCUUCAGGACAUUUGCUGCUGCUAGAAUGAAUAUAGUGUGAAUCCUGUUUUUAAAGCCUCCCAGCUCUUAUGCUGAGUGCUGCCUGAAGCUGUACCACUCACCAAGCUAAACAGCAGCCAAGGUGAAGCUGUACCGCUCACCAAGCUAAACAGCAGCCAAGGUGAAGCUGUACCACUCACCAAGCUAAACAGCAGCCAAGGUGAAGCUGUACCACUCACCAAGCUAAACAGCAGCCAAGGUGAAGCUGUACCACUCACCAAGCUGAACA
This is a messenger RNA of Brienomyrus brachyistius, 3136 nucleotides long. RefSeq lists its product as uncharacterized. Lineage: Eukaryota; Metazoa; Chordata; Actinopteri; Osteoglossiformes; Mormyridae. Gene Ontology annotation, biological process: cellular response to lipopolysaccharide; negative regulation of T cell proliferation; positive regulation of T cell proliferation. The coding region runs from base 371 to 2743 and encodes 790 amino acids. The record is from RefSeq and is a predicted model, not a curated record. The transcript is spliced from 23 exons. Gene Ontology annotation, cellular component: external side of plasma membrane.